CAGGGAUCAUCCAGACAGCAAUACAAUCAAUAUAGGGACUUUUCCGAUUUUACCACCAUCGCUCGCGCAUGCGCUCCGCAUGCGCCAUGCGUUUUUUAGGCGCUCAUCGGGCCAUCGCCCAUCAAUUUUAGUGUUUCACCCGCCGCCCGACACGGUCACACCGCUCGAGAAGUAGAGAAAAAAAGAAGGCGACGAAUCAAAGGCAGCAAGCAGCAAGCAAAAUCGACGCCGCACGUACCGGGAGCAUUUAAAUAAUUUUUUCUGUGGAUUAAUUUAACCGAAAAGGCUUCAACACAAUGACUGAGCGCGAGAAUAACGUGUACAAGGCAAAGCUGGCCGAACAGGCCGAGCGCUACGACGAAAUGGUGGAGGCCAUGAAGAAGGUCGCCUCCAUGGACGUAGAGCUGACCGUCGAGGAGCGAAAUCUGCUGUCGGUGGCGUACAAGAAUGUGAUCGGAGCACGCCGAGCUUCGUGGCGCAUCAUCACCUCGAUCGAACAGAAGGAGGAGAACAAGGGGGCUGAGGAGAAACUGGAGAUGAUCAAAACCUACCGCGGACAGGUGGAGAAGGAGCUGCGCGACAUCUGCUCGGAUAUUCUGAACGUGCUCGAGAAGCAUCUCAUUCCAUGCGCCACAUCCGGCGAAAGCAAAGUAUUCUACUAUAAGAUGAAGGGCGACUACCAUCGCUACCUGGCCGAGUUCGCCACCGGCUCGGACCGCAAGGAUGCGGCGGAGAACUCGCUGAUUGCCUACAAGGCGGCCAGCGACAUUGCCAUGAACGAUCUGCCCCCAACACACCCCAUCCGCUUGGGCUUGGCAUUGAACUUCUCGGUGUUCUACUAUGAGAUUCUCAACUCGCCGGACCGCGCUUGCCGCUUGGCGAAAGCCGCUUUCGAUGAUGCCAUUGCCGAGUUGGAUACGCUGAGUGAAGAGAGCUACAAAGACUCGACACUCAUCAUGCAGCUGCUGCGCGACAACCUCACAUUAUGGACGUCCGAUAUGCAGGCAGAAGUAGACCCCAACGCAGGUGAUGGCGAGCCCAAAGAGCAAAUCCAGGAUGUUGAGGAUCAGGACGUGUCGUAAUUUAAGUAAACCCCCGCCCUUCCAUUUAAAACACAUUAUAUACCUUCUAAAGUAAAUAUAAUACCAUAUAAUAUAUAUGCAUACAACAACAAAAACACGACAGCAACAUCAAGAACAACAACAUGGAACCAACACGGCAGGAACAACAUCCCAAUGCCGCCGACGAACGAUAACCAUAGCAGCCGAUCACAAAAGUAACAACAGCAACAGCAGCAGCAACAUAAAAACAGCAAGCAAACCAGCAGCAACAAUUUGUCAUCAACAAUAAACAGCAUGGAAAGCAACAGCACAAAAACAGAAAAAACAAACCAAACUAAAUGUUUGAAAAUUGGGCGGCCUGGUGGGCGUGGCGCGGCUGUUGCUGCGGCACAGAAUCGCAACGAAAAGAACUCGCGGUACUAUUAAGUUGUGGUCGCUUCGCGAUUUGGCUCCUCCACGUUAGAAAACUGCAACAUCAACUCUACUACAUUUGAAUUUUUUGCAUUCGAAAACCAAGCAUUAUAUUAUAUUUAAAUAAAUAUUAUAUUUAAUUAUGAGAAGCAAAAACGAAACAAAACAAAUAAACUUCAUUUAAACCACAAGACAACACAAGCAGGAAAAGAACGAAAAUCGAGAAACAAUCACUCACACGAGUAAAUCACAAAGCAAAUUUCAUCGAGUUGGCAUGCAUUAAUUUUUAAAACAAACUUUAAAUACGACAGCAACACGUAAAAUACAACUUUAAUUUUAAGCCAAUAAUAAACGUGAGAACGAGGAAAUAAAAACGAAAAACGAUUUAAUAAGCGCAAACGUAAAAGUAAAACAUAAAGUCGAAAAUGUAAGGAAAAAAUACAGCAAUUAAUUUAAAUUUAAUACAUGAAUAAAACUUAAAUGGAGUAAACGAAACGAAAUGAGCAAACAGAAUGAAAGACGCAAAAGCUAAAAACUAUAUUAAAUGAGAAAAAGGAAUGUUAGUUAAGCGAAAUUCAAAACGAAUUCUUAAGCUUAAAUUUGUAUGUAUGUAAGUGUACUGUUCAAAAACACCGACACACCCGCACAGACACACAAACACACACAGACACCCAUAUUACGCAUACGAGCCGUUUGUUUUCCCUUAACGUUUCCUUGCUCUCACACUCCCAUUCACACUCACACGCAUGGUCAAAUCAAAAGAAACCAAAUAAUCGAACGGGAAUUUGGUUGAUUUCUGUUUUUCGUUUUGAGUUCUCCAUCGCAAUCGCAACCAAUUUUCUUCAUCUCUUACCUUGCGCAACAAAGAAAACAUAUUAAUAAUAUAGAAAAGUAUUUGUAGUUGCUAAAUACAAGAAACAAAAAAGAAUACAAAACAAAAACAACGGUACAUAUAUAUAUAUAUAUUGUAUACAUAUAUACUUGUAUAUUUUCUAUGCCUACCACUUAUGUAAUUUGUAGAGAUUUCGAACUUUUCCACCCUCCGCCCCCCAACUAACCCCGCCUCCGAGAUUCCGAUUCCGCUCCCCCCCCCAUGUCCAAAACCCCCAGACAGAAACCUGGACGGAAACCCACACCACAACCGCCACAGACGAGUAUCAUUUGAUUUAGCCUGAAGUCCAGUAAACCAAGAGAUCCCCCACAAGAACAACAUCAUCGGCAGCCUUAUCUGUAGCGUGUUUGCGUGAUUAGCGAAGGAAUGACAUGAGCUGAUGAGCUGAGCAGCUACAGGAGAAUUUUCGCACGAGCUUAUUCGCAGCUCUUUCCCGUGGUUUUUUGGUUUUGGAUUUUGUUUUUUAAUACAUGAGGCGCGCAAAAAGUAAAGGAAAGAAGGCAGACUAAUAUUUUGCAGUCGCCAAAUAGAAAAGGCCCGUGCAGAAAGUUAAUUAAGCAUAAAUCAGCCGAGGCAGCAACAACAGCCACAUUCUUGAACGGAACAACAACAGCAAUACAAGAAACCAGCAGCUAAAACUGACAUUCGUAUUCAUUUCAAAUAAAAUUCAUAAAAAAACAACAA
Drosophila teissieri is the source of this 3048-nucleotide messenger RNA. RefSeq names its product 14-3-3 protein epsilon (gene 14-3-3epsilon). Gene Ontology annotation, cellular component: cytoplasm. The record is from RefSeq and is a predicted model, not a curated record. The transcript is spliced from 4 exons. NCBI's taxonomy places the organism in Eukaryota, Metazoa, Arthropoda, Insecta, Diptera, Drosophilidae. The coding region runs from base 297 to 1082 and encodes 261 amino acids. Gene Ontology annotation, biological process: signal transduction.